AUGGCUGUAGGACGACGCCCUCGAAACCGUACGGGACUUACCUCCUCGAAGAUACGCCAUGUGGUUUCUCAUCGUGCCGUUCGUGGUGUUCCACCAACGAGUGAAAUCCUUGGACCGCAAAAAAUCGCCCGACAUGCUGUGAGCGCGGCUGCUCGCAAAAAGGCUUGUCUGGCGGAAAAACGCGCGCUUGAAGCGCUUCGGGAGCGUCGUCCAGAUGACAACGAUUUCGAGGGAGCCGACGACCAUGAUUUCGGGUUUGGUCUCCUAGAUGGGUCAGAGAUGGUUGACAUUAGCCAUGCAGGUGGAGAGUUUCAUGAACUCACUCGUGAAGUUUUGGGCGACUUCUGGAAUCUAAAUACAAGUUCGCGCUCUCAUCGGCAUGAUUUUAGGACAAGACGGGACAGAACGAGGCGUCGCACUGACGCUUUUGACAAACAGAUGUCAGCUUUAAGAGAGGCCUACAUGGCUUGGCACCUCGCAAAUGGUGAUGAUAGUCGGGGCUUCUUUGCAUGCUACAAACGCAUGUCUCCUCACGAAGAAGCAGCUGGGGUCAAUUACAAUCAAUAUCGUGCUGAGAAACUUCCCUUGGUCAUACUGCCAACAGACACCUUUGUCGCCUCCGCUCUCGUUCAUCAAGGCAUCAUCCUGUGCUCUCCCAUCUCUCCGACGACCGGACUCACAAUGCAAGCUGCAUACGUCAAGACAAUCUGUGACCUACAAGGGGUUCAAUUCCGCACGUAUUUGUCACGUCAAUUCUCAAUAGCUUACGAUGUAUACCUGCAAAUUCUCGCCAACGUCAACACGCUUGUUCACGCAGCUAUUGGACGUCAUGAUCCAGACUGGAGGCUCAAGCAUGCGUGUCCAGCAUGCACAUACAAAUUGGCUAAUGAACUUCCUUUGAAAUUUAGAAUGCUCUACACUAAAGACGGCAACGACUCACUCAAGCGCGUGUUGAAGCAGCGCAUCGAAGACAUCGACAUAGAUUCAGACGACACUCAGCGCUCCUGCGAGCUUCCAACGAUGCAACUUGUGGGAGGUGACCGGUACUUAUCAAGGGAUUUCGUGGACAGUUUUGCUGGUGAGGCGCCUGUUGACCUGCUGGCAGAUGACGAGGAGGACAAUCCAAACAUGAAGGACGAGAAAACUAGGAAAAUGUGGGGUGUAUUUGACGAGUCUGGGAUAUUCAUGGCCGUCUGUCGCCAUGGAUUCUCUCUCGUCAUCGCAGACAUGGUGCAAAGUGGAGAACAGGCAAAGUAUCCUCUAGCGGUCGUUUCAAAGCUUCUCGAUGCAUUCGGCACUGACUUGGGAGGUGGGUAUGAUAUAGGAUGCAGAUUCAAAACCACCCUCAGCCGCAGUGUGCUGGGGCAGCGCGCUCGGGAACUUAAUCACACCUCACUUGUCGGUGCAUUCCAUGGACACGCCCAUCAACGUCUCUGUCAGCUCGACCAUCUCGCCACAUAUGUGGAUGGCCUUGGGCUAGAAGACCUCGAGGGCUGUGAACGGACCUUUUCGAAGUCGAAUGCACUCGCCUCCUCCGUGCGAUAUGCGAGCGUGUUUCACCGGCAUCAAGCUAUCGCACAUUACUUUGAACAUAACGAUGAUUACGAGGUCUAUGCAAAUCUUAGUACAUUUUUAUAUAACAACUACAAGCAGGCGCUCCACAUCAUCUCUGACGGCACCAAUUCUCUGCCAAAGCUCAUGCGCGAGCUUGGCGUCGAGGACGAGAGUGUCUUUGACACCUGGUUGGCCGAGGAACGGGCCUAUCUCACAUCGACCAUCCAGAUGGAGUACUGGCAAAAGCUCGUGAAUCUAUCAGGUAGCAAGAAGGACCUCGAUGCUGCUACAGCAGCUUGGUCCGUCACUACACCAAGCACUGUAGAGUUCAGACCCCGUGAUAUCGCGUCAAUGAACAGGAUCGAGACGACACGUAGGCAUGCCAUAGAAAACUACGAGAAGGACCUCAACGCUGUCCAGGAACUUGAAACGAAGCUCGGCGUCACUCGUAGAUGGGUACAGGAAGACCAGGAGUGGAAAGAUGUGGGUCGUUUAGUGGCAAACCGAAAGUUUCAGCGUGCGCUGGACCAUCUGGAGGGUCUGGUUGUUGCUCGAAUCUUUGAACUUUCGAAGAUGAAUCAAGCGGGGACGGGCUACAAACUUCGCAAACAUAUUGGCAAGGCGUUGCAAGUAUGGUCAGCGGCUAUUCGGACGGCUCUAGACAGGUACAACACUGCCGCUCGAGCACUAUGCCCCCCGCAUCCCUCCCUUUCAUGGGAGGAAGUCGUUGAAUACGCCUUUCUUUCUGACUUCGAUCUCCUCCACGACGCACGUCAAGACAUAUCACAACACCCUUGGGCAACACCCACUGGACGCCUGACCAUGGAUACAUUUUUCAAGAUGCGCCGUGCCCAUGAGGAAAUACAGCAUCUUGACAUCGAAAUCCGACGUCUAGCCACUUACCUACACGACAAGAGUCAGUACCUGACAGAGUGCGAGAAACAGCUGCAAACUUCGCACCCCGGGCUUGCUCGUCAAGUUUCCUUGCACCGCAAGAUUCGCGCGCGGUUUGCUGGACACCACUAUCAGCGUCUGCAGGAUAUCAGUAUGCUGGAGGGCUUUACAGGAUCCAUCACGCCGGGUGAGAGUGUUGAACGAGGACCAGGAGCCAGCGCAAGCUCUCCCAUGGUCUGUAUUCCUGCACAGCUGGUUCCUGAUGCGCUUAGCAUGGUGCAUGGAGGCGAGGAUGAUGCUCUGGAGGAGCUUGAGGAUGAUGAGAAUGCUGACACGGAUGGUGAGGAGCAUGCUCGCGUUCUCGAGAGUAUCCUACAGGUGACCUUAGAUGUUUAG
Messenger RNA from Suillus subalutaceus, 2844 nucleotides. RefSeq lists its product as uncharacterized. The transcript is spliced from 13 exons. Lineage: Eukaryota; Fungi; Basidiomycota; Agaricomycetes; Boletales; Suillaceae. Bases 1 to 2844 code for a protein of 947 amino acids. The record is from RefSeq and is a predicted model, not a curated record.